Molecule: messenger RNA, 4452 nt
Organism: Miscanthus lutarioriparius
Lineage: Eukaryota; Viridiplantae; Streptophyta; Magnoliopsida; Poales; Poaceae
Source: the annotation of a GenBank genome assembly
AUGGCGGCAACACUGCACUGGGACUGGGAGGAAUCCCUCGUUUUCUUCCUCCACGGCGUGAGCGCCGCGGCCCACCUUAUCCUCGCGCUCGUCGUCGCGGGGCGCUUGCUCUUUCGCCGCCUCUCCGCCGGCCGAACCAAGGACGGGGAGGUGAGCGGAGGAGAUGCUAGCCGCGGCGUUGGCCGGUUCCGGUACUGCUACGGGAUCUCUGUCUGCACCACGUGGGCUCUGGCGGCGUUCGAGGUCCUCCUCGCCGCCUACUCCUGGUACGCGGAUAGCGGCGCCGGGUGGUCGCGCGACGCGGUCGCCGAACGGGUGGACGCGGCCGCGCGCGCGGUGUCGUGGCUGCUGCUCGCCGCGUACCUGCAGUUCGAUUUCGGGCGGCGUCGGCGGCGCCAGGAGCGGUUCCCCGCGCCGCUCAAGCUUUGGUGGGCGCUCUUCACGCUGCUCUCCGUCGUCGCAGUCGGCGUUCACGCGGCGACGAGUCUGGACGGGUUCCUCGUGCCCGCUCGGUCGUGGGCGCUCGACGCAGUCUCUGUUACUGCAGCAGUGGUUCUACUCUCAGCUGGGUACUUCCUCGGAAGGAAGGAGGGAGAAGGACGCGGCCAUGCUUCCGAGGAGCAGGAGCCUCUGCUUAACGGCGCACACGAGGCGGCCGAUGACGUCGACGACAACAGCAGCAGCGCCGCCGACGCAUCCUUGUUCACUGGCGCCGGCUUUCUUAGCGUGCUCACCUUCUCUUGGAUGGGGCCCCUGCUCGGCGUGGGCCACAGGAAGACCCUGGUCCUGGAGGAUGUCCCGGGCCUCGAACCAGGCGACAGCGUUGCUGGCGUCCUCCCGCCCUUCAAGGCCAACCUUGAGGCGCUCACUCGCGACGUCAACGGAGACGGCGGCAGGUCGAGCCGGAAGGUCGUCACCGCGUUCAAGCUCACCAAGGCCCUGCUGCGCACCAUAUGGUGGAACGUCGCGGUGACCGCGUUCUACACGCUGGUCUACUGCGUCGCCGCCUACGUUGGGCCGUACCUCAUAGACUCCCUGGUGCAGUACCUGUACCUCAGCGGCGACGAGAGGUACGCGGGCAAGGGGCAGCUUCUCGUACUCGCCUUCGUCGUGGCCAAGGUGCUCGAGUGCCUGUCGCAGCGGCACUUGUUCUUCCGGCUGCAGCAGGCCGGGAUACGCGCGCGGUCGGCGCUCGUCGCCGUCGUGUACCAGAAGAGCCUCGCGCUCUCUAGCCAGUCGAGGCGGAGCCGCACGAGCGGAGAGAUGAUCAACAUCGUCAGCGUCGACGCCGACCGCGUCGGCAUCUUCUCGUGGUACCUGCACGAGGUCUGGCAAGUACCGCUGCAAACAGGCAUGGCGAUGUUCAUCCUGUACUCCACCCUCGGGCUCGCCUCGCUCGCCGCGCUCGGUGCCACCGUGGCCAUCAGCCUCGCCACCGUGCCCCUGGGAAGAAUGCAGGAGAGGUUCCAGGAGAAGCUGAUGGACAGCAAGGACGCGAGGAUGAAGGCGACGUCAGAGAGCCUUCACAGCAUGAGGAUCCUGAAGCUGCAGGGGUGGGAGAUGAGAUUCCUGUCCAAGGUCAUCGAGCUGAGGAAGACAGAGGCGAACUGGCUAAAGAGAUACCUCUACACGUCGGCCACCAUGACCUUCGUCUUCUGGGGCACCCCGACCUUCGUCGCCGUGGAACCUAUAUACGAACUCCCUGGCACUAUCGCGAUGGUGAUCAAGACCAAGGUGUCUCUUGACAGGAUAGCAUCGUUCCUGUGCCUGGACGAGCUGCCCAGUGAUGCUGUGCAGAGGCUUCCACGUGGCAGCUCUGCUGACUUUGCCGUCAGCGUCAGCAACGGGUGCUUCUCAUGGGAAGCCUCGCCUGAAGUUCCAACACUGAAGGACCUCAACUUCCAAGCUAGGCCAGGCAUGCGCGUUGCGGUCUGUGGGACGGUUGGCUCCGGCAAAUCCAGCUUGCUAUCCUGCAUUCUCGGUGAGAUUCCAAAGUUAUCGGGAGAGGUCCGGACCUGUGGGACAACAGCGUAUGUCAGCCAGUCGGCUUGGAUACAGAGCGGCAAAAUUCAGGAGAACAUACUGUUUGGCAAGGAGAUGGACAGAGAGAAGUACGACAGGGUCCUCGAGUCAUGCGCGCUGAAGAAAGACUUGGAGAUCCUGCCGUUUGGUGACCAGACAGUCAUUGGCGAGCGAGGCAUCAACCUUAGUGGCGGCCAGAAGCAGAGGAUUCAGAUAGCGCGCGCUCUGUAUCAGGAUGCCGACAUCUACUUGUUCGAUGAUCCUUUCAGUGCAGUCGAUGCACAUACCGGAUCCCACCUUUUUAAGGAAUGCUUGCUUGCGGAUUUGGCUUCAAAAACAGUGGUUUAUGUCACUCAUCAGAUUGAAUUCCUACCUGCCGCCGAUCUCAUUCUUGUCAUGAAAGAUGGGAGAGUAGCACAAGCAGGAAAAUACGACGAAAUACUGGGUUCAGGUGAAGAGUUCAUGGAGCUAGUUGGUGCCCACAAGGAGUCUCUAACAACAUUGGAUGUGAUCGACGCCAUGAAUGGAGGCAAUGUAUCCUCCUCCUCUCCCAGUGGCAGAGAGAAGCGGAAUCUGUCCAGAUCACUGUCAUUAGCUGAGAAGAAACAUGAAGCCAACGAGGAUGAAGGAAAUGGUGCUCGGAGUGGGCAGCUGGUGCAGGAGGAAGAAAGGGAGAAAGGCAGGGUGGGGUUCUGGGUCUACUGGAAGUACCUCACGCUAGCUUACAAGGGUGCUCUUGUACCCUUGGUGUUGCUAGCACAGAUACUUUUUCAAGUAAUUCAGAUUGCGAGCAAUUACUGGAUGGCUUGGGCUGCUCCGGUGUCAGAGGAUGUUGAGCCUCCGGUGAGCAUGCCGACGCUGCUCAGUGUCUAUGUGUCGCUGGCUCUUGGAAGCUCGUUGUGCAUCCUCGUAAGAUCACUGCUCCUUGCAACAGCUGGGUACAAGACAGCGACUUUGUUGUUCAACAAGAUGCAUUUCUCCAUAUUCAGAGCUCCUAUGUCUUUCUUCGAUUCCACUCCCAGCGGGCGCAUCUUGAAUAGGGCUUCAACUGAUCAAAGUGAAGUGGACACCAACAUUGCUGACCAGAUGGGCACUGUUGCAUUUUCCAUCAUUCAGCUUGUCGGAAUUAUUGUGGUGAUGUCUCAGGUUGCAUGGCAGGUCUUUGUGGUUUUCAUCCCUGUAUUUGCUGCCUGUGUCUGGUAUCAGCGAUACUACAUUGACACGGCUAGGGAGCUGCAAAGGCUAGGAGGAGUUUGUUAUGCUCCUAUCAUACAACACUUUGCAGAAUCAGUAGCAGGGUCAAGUACCAUUAGAAGCUUCCGCAAGGAAAAUCAGUUUGUGUCAAUAAACAGCCGUCUAACAGAUGCUUACUCUCGACCCAAAUUCUACAACGCUGGAGCAAGGGAGUGGCUUUGCUUUCGUCUGGAUGUGCUGUCAUCUCUUGUAUUUGCCUUCUCUUUGAUCUUUUUGAUCAAUCUACCAACCGGUCUCAUCGAUCCAGGUAUUGCUGGUCUUGCUAUCACAUACGGGCUUAGUCUGAACACGUUGCAAGCACAGGUUGUCUGGAGUAUGUGCACAUUGGAGAACAAGAUUAUAUCAGUGGAGAGAAUUCUACAGUACAUAAGAAUUCCUACAGAACCCCCGCUUGUCAUGUCAGAAAAUAAGUUGGCUCAUAACUGGCCAUCUAAUGGAGAAAUUCAGCUUCAUAAUCUCCAUGUGAAAUAUGCACCGCAGUUGCCGUUUGUUCUGAAGGGCCUUACAGUUACUUUUCCGGGUGGCAUGAAGACCGGUAUAGUUGGAAGAACAGGAAGUGGCAAAUCAACCCUCAUUCAGUCCCUCUUCCGUAUUGUGGACCCUACUGUCGGUCAGAUACUAAUAGAUGGCGUCGACAUCUGCACAAUUGGACUGCAUGAUCUGAGAUCCAGACUGAGCAUCAUUCCACAAGAGCCGACGAUGUUCGAAGGAACUGUCAGAAGCAACCUUGACCCCCUAGGGGAGUACUCUGAUGAUAAAAUCUGGGAGGCUUUGGAUUGCUGUCAGCUGGGGGAUGAAGUUAGGAAGCAGGAGCUGAAGCUUGACUCACCAGUGAUAGAGAAUGGCGAGAACUGGAGCGUGGGCCAGCGCCAGCUCGUGUGUCUUGGUAGGGUAAUUCUGAAGCGGAGCAAGGUUCUUGUUCUGGACGAAGCCACCGCUUCAGUGGAUACUGCAACCGACAACUUGAUCCAGAGAACACUGAGGCAGCAGUUUAAAGAGACGACCGUCAUCACGAUAGCGCACAGGAUCUCGUCCGUUCUUGACAGCGACAUGGUGCUGCUCCUUGACAAUGGCGUGGCCGUCGAGCACGACAGGCCCAACAAAUUGCUGGAGGAUAAGUCGUCUCUGUUCUCAAAGCUCGUGGCAGAAUACACCAUGCGGGCGGCGCAUACAUAA